AUGAAGCGAUUUUUCACAGGUCUCGCCGGAGGACUCGGUAGUGAAACAAGCUCGUUCCCCACCUCUGAGUCCUACGACAAGGCCAAUCAGCCUUCAGCUGAUGCCCCGAUCUUGCUGACUGUGAACAUUGAAUCGCCUCCCGUGAUGCUUUACGGGACCCCAGCGGACUCUUCUGGAUCGUUGUUGAGUGGGUUACUACAGCUGAAUGUGAGGGAUAGACCCUUUGUUAAGCCGACCGCUUCUCCAGCUCUAACUCCUGUUUCUUCGUCUUCUUUGAACAGAAGUUCGUCCUCUUUGCAACCCCCACCACCGGCUGGAUUUAUUGAUCUUGUUUCUGUGGAUAUACGGCUUGUUCAGAUCGUCACAUAUGGAAAACCGUUCCUACCGCAGUCGUCUACCAUCACGCAAUGUCCCAGCUGUCGCUCAAAAACCACAGAACUUGCUCGCUGGGACGUUUUAAAGCACAGAACGUCUUUCCAAAUGGGCACAGAACAUGGAUAUCCAUUCAGCCAUCUGAUUCCGGGCUCAAUCCCUGCCACAACAAUGCUGUCCAAUGCAGGCACAACCAUCAGGUACGAGCUGAUAACCCGAGUAUCAUACAUCAGCAGCCGUGGAAAGGAGGAGAAGAUUGUUCUGUCAUUACCCAUAAUCAUCAGAAGGUCGAUAAUUCGAGGACAGGAUCGCAAUUCGGUUAGAGUGUUUCCUCCGACUGAAGUGACCGCCUCUGCUGUUUUGCCUAAUGUGGUGUAUCCUAAGUCGACAUUUCCCGUGGAAUUCACACUGGAGAAUGUGUCUUCACCCGAUAAAAGGUGGAGGAUGCGAAAGAUGGCAUGGCGGUUCGAGGAGUCGAUCAAGAUGCGCGCGAAUGCCUGUGAUAAACACAGCACUAAGUUGAAAAUUGUGGCAGACCACUUCAAACGAACGAACAAACACAGGAAGCCCAUCACCAAGAGUGGUGGCAUGGGAAUGCCCGUGAUGAACUAUCACUUUGCUACUGCACAGAGUGUCCAAAACGACCUCGUGCCUGUGGACUCGAACGCCAACACCAACGCUCUGCAGCCGACGGGGUCAACUCGAGAUGGAGAUGAUAUACAGCAGAUAACAGGCAACCUGGACGAGACGCUGGAUCCUCCAAGUUCUCGGGUUGCUGCGGGCGCCAAUGGGCUGAACCCGCAAUUCUCCAACGACCCUGAGCCUUUGCCCCCAGUUACUGGAGAUGGCGAGGACGUACACAUGUACCAGGAAGAGAUCCGGACGGUUGCCGAGGGCGAAAUCAAGUCUGGUUGGAAGUCUGAUUUCAGCAAUAAGGGCCGGAUCGUGUUGAUUGCCGAGAUAGAUAUCAUGAACUUGGCCUCGGUGGGAUUGAACUCCGCAGUUAACCAGUUGAGGUCAAUCAACUCCAUUAACUGCGAUUCACCUGUUUUUGAUGCCCGCAACAUCUUUGGAAGCUCCAUAGCGAAUACUAGUUGCGACAUCUCUGACAAUGAGCUCGGAAUAUAUGUAUCGCACAUCCUAGUGGUGGAGGUGGUGAUUGCAGAGGAGGUCAUGCAUUCCGCAGCAUAUGGCGAGCUCCGGCCCACAGGCUCAAGAGGAAGAUCAGCUUCAGCUGGUGCAAGACAGUCUCAUCCAAUAGAAUCGCCCUCAAGACCUACAGAUCAGUCACCAAUAAGGCCCAUUACAUCUAAUGCUUCCGCGCAGAGUCGGAAUUCUACCAACUCAACUGCAAGCUCGGGUGUCGGCCCGCACUCAAGCUCGGGUAACCACGACGAUCCACGCAAUCAAAAGGUCGGUGUUCCCACUGGUGUGGCCAGAGUACUGCGGAUGCAAUUCAAGCUGGUGUAUAGCGAGCGGUCUGGUCUGGGGAUUGCUUGGGAUGACGAAGUGCCCCCAACGUAUCCUUCAGUCCAAGCAUUUUCACCACCUGCGUAUUCUCCAUCUGUCGGUGAUAAUUUUGUUCCCGAGACGCCUUCUACGCCCAGCUAUCCGGCUCCUGUGGCUGCUUAUAUUUCUCCUCUGGCGAGUGCCAACACCCCAGGAGUUUUGUACGGUCUCAAUACCACUCCAAGAAUGACACAUAUCAGGAACAUUGAUGGAAGUCUGGCUGACUUGGAUCAGAGGUUGAAUGAUUUCAGUCUAUAA
Molecule: messenger RNA, 2139 nt
Organism: Kuraishia capsulata CBS 1993
Lineage: Eukaryota; Fungi; Ascomycota; Pichiomycetes; Pichiales; Pichiaceae
Exons: 1
Coding region: 1-2139 (712 amino acids)
Source: RefSeq, a predicted model, not a curated record